Molecule: messenger RNA, 1187 nt
Organism: Heterobasidion irregulare TC 32-1
Lineage: Eukaryota; Fungi; Basidiomycota; Agaricomycetes; Russulales; Bondarzewiaceae
Exons: 11
Coding region: 1-1140 (379 amino acids)
Biological process (GO): beta-D-galactose catabolic process via UDP-galactose, Leloir pathway; glucose metabolic process
Molecular function (GO): carbohydrate binding; aldose 1-epimerase activity
Source: RefSeq, a predicted model, not a curated record
AUGUUGAUCGCCGCAUUUGUCAUGGUCGCUGCAUUUGUGGGGUCUGCGAACGCUGCUGCUUGGCCUUUCGAUGUCACCACUAUAUCGGCUCCUGAUGGUUCGAUCACGGCCAAGUUUGUCUCCUUUGGUGCGACUAUGACCGAGCUAUGGGUCAAGGACAAGCAUGGAGAAGCCCUUGACAUCAUUCCCGGGUACGACGACAAUUCCAAGCUACUGACCGACCCUGCGCAUCCUGUGUUUAACCCGAUUGUCGGACGCUAUGCCAACCGCAUCAAGAAUGGAACCUUCUCUAUCCCUAUCUCACGCGACCCUCCUGCAAAUGGGACUGGCGUAUAUCAUAUCCCCACGAAUGAUCAUGAUGGGCAAGACACUCUCCACGGCGGAAUCUACGGAUGGGAUCGUCGCAACUGGACAAUUGUUUCUCAAUCACCUACUAGCGUGACCUACCACCACCUUGAUGCCGCUGAUGAAGGCUUCCCCGGAAAUGUGACUGCUUUUGUGACGCACUCGGUCGAAUCUGGAACGCUCAAGACGCAGGUUUACGCAACUGCAACUCGGGAAACUCCCAUCAUGCUCACUCAGCAUAUCUACUGGAACCUUGACGCUUUCCGCACAAACACGUCCAACUGGAAUACGUCCAAUGUUCUGGACCACAAUUUGCAGGUCACCGGCUCUCACUACAUUGUCACAGAUUCCAAUGGUCUCCCUACUGGACCCAUCCCUACCGUCGAAGGUACGCCUCUGGAUUUCCGGACUUCGCAAGCAAUUGGCUCUAGAUGGAAUGAGACCGUUGGCGUAUGUGGCCCCGGAUGCCAGGGAUAUGAUAACUGUUGGAUCUAUGAUGGUUCGGCAGAGAACACUCCCGGAACAACACUUUGGAGCGACUUCUCCGGUAUCAAAGUCGAAAUCACGACCAAUCAGCCAGCCGUGCAAGUAUAUACGGGAAACUAUCUGGAUACACCUCGCAAAGCCGUCCACGGCGGCCCGACUUUGCUGUAUAGUCCUCACUCAGCAGUUGCCAUUGAGCAGGAAGGUUACAUCGCCGCGAUCAACAAUCCCGAAUGGAAUAUCGAUCAGAUUUACGCACCUGGAAAGGACUUCACGUGGAGUACAGUGUACAAAUUCUCUAUCGUGCACUGAGCGACGAUGUGGUCGAACGAUGUGAACGUGACAAUACGGUGUUAUCG